Messenger RNA from Biomphalaria glabrata, 11989 nucleotides. Its product is annotated as cadherin EGF LAG seven-pass G-type receptor 2-like. Bases 582 to 9731 code for a protein of 3049 amino acids. The transcript is spliced from 36 exons. The record is from RefSeq and is a predicted model, not a curated record. Gene Ontology annotation, biological process: G protein-coupled receptor signaling pathway; cell surface receptor signaling pathway; homophilic cell-cell adhesion. NCBI's taxonomy places the organism in Eukaryota, Metazoa, Mollusca, Gastropoda, Planorbidae. Gene Ontology annotation, cellular component: plasma membrane. Gene Ontology annotation, molecular function: G protein-coupled receptor activity; calcium ion binding.
AACGCUUCCAGCCAUGAUUCGUUGUCACUGUACGGGGGAAGUGUGUCGAUUGUGUUCUGUUGGAUACAGCUGUGUUUCAGAAAGUCUGGAUUGUACAAAUUUCAGUGGAUUUUUUUUUUUUUUUUCAGAGAUAGAUCUACUGUCAAAAACUAAUUCUUGUGGAAAUUUGUAAUUAAAAAAAAAUGUUUUGCAAAUUUUGAGGUGUUGUCACUGUAAAGUUGCCAAAAUUGUAUGAAUGGGACGUUUUCAAGUUGUGCUGAGUAAUCUCCCUUGCUUUUAGUGUCCUUCCCCCCCCCCCUUUUUUUUUUUAUUACUAUUCUUACCCUUAGAUUCUACCUGUGUUCACCCUAUCGAAAUGGCAGUAUAGUUGUCAGGUCAAGUGAUUUGAAAAAGAAAGAGACGCCUUGGAUUUAAAAUGUGUGCUUUCGUAGAGAUCUCAGUGUGUUAAUUUUGUGAUCAGUGUGGAAAUUAAUUACAGGAAUUUGUUAUUCUUAGUAUCUAUAUAUUCAUAAUAAUCUAGAUCUCGAUUAGAAAUAGACCCAGAUCUAGAGUCUAUAAAAAGUGAAUAGAAUAAUGAAAAAAUGCAAUCAGACGAGGUAAUAGAUCUAAAUUCUAGAUCUACUUCUACGACUUGCUUGUAUGCCCGCUUAUCUCCAAGACAAAAGCCCAUUACUGGAUUGAGCGAAACCAAUUCAAAAGGGCCAUGCCUGAACUGUUCGUCAAUAUCUCUUGUAUUUUUACUUCUGUGGAAUAUAUCACCAACGCACAGCUAUGAAAUUCACCACCCAGUGGAGGACUCAGGUGGCACAUCAUUUUAUUUAAAUGCCACAAUGCCCAGUGACAACUGGCACUACAGCUGGAAAAUACCAGAUCUAGAUCUAUCAAAAAAUAUUAAAAGUGUGCUUCCAUUUGACAUAAUUCACUCUUCACAUUAUGGAGUUUACACAUUACACAGGAAGGUAGACUGCAAUAGAUUAAAUCAUAAUCCAGUACAGUUAAAUGUCAAGUCAGUCAAAUCAGAGUUUCAUGUAAAUAACUUUACAGUGAAGGCAGCUGUUGUGGUUCCAUAUUAUGUGUUCCUGAGUGGGCAUGAUUGCCAAGUCUUUCACAAGGAGUGGCAGAGAGAGAGAUUGCAUGGACAAAACGGACACGUUGCAGUGACAUUAUUGAUACCUUCUGCCUCUCACUUAAAUACAUGUUUCAAAAAGGGCAGAACUGUGACAUCACUGUACAGCUUCAUACCACUCCAGUAUCAUGCAUGCAAAGUGCAGGUGGUUUCACUCAGCCAGGAUAUCUUCAUCUCUGAUCCUAGUUUAUUUUUUUCAUUUGGACAAGACAGGUGUUUGGAUAGACAGAUCAAAGCUAAAUUCUUAGUCACUGCUAUUUGUUCUGACUCAAGACACAUUGUUCCUUAUACAAUAACUUUGAAGGAAGUGAAGCACAUUUCAAUGUUCAGCCCAUCUCAACCCAAAUCCUUACCUCAAAUAGUUUCUCAUCAAACUAACGCAGCUGAAAAGUUUCAUCACAGAGAGGCUUCACAUUCUCACGAUUUACCUCAAAGAUUUCCACGAAGAGUUAAGCGUCAGGUAAAAAACAGGCCCCCCACAUUUCCCCAAGCUCAGUACAACACACAUGUGAAAGAGGAACAGGAUCCUGGAUUGUCUGUUAUUGUCAUCACAGCUACUGACCAAGAUGAGGGCGAAGCUGGUAUGCUUGUCUACAGAAUGGAAGCUUACCAAGAUUUAAGGAGUUCUGACAUGUUUGCCAUAAACCCUCAAACUGGCCUUGUUAACACCACCAAGAAACUUGACAGAGAAACCAUGACAACUCAUGUUUUUCUUGUUUAUGCCACAGACCGCGCUUUACCAGAAUCUGAGCGAAGAAGUGCCUCAGUAUUACUAACAAUUCUUGUGGAUGAUGUGAAUGAUCACACACCAACAUUUCCAGCAACAAAUGCAAGAAUUGAAGUCCCUGAAAAUGGUGAGCCAGUGAGAGAAGUCUACAAGGCACAGGCUGUGGAUGGGGAUAGUGGAAACAAUGCUGUGAUUCGAUAUAGUAUUUUAAAUGCUGGACAACCCAAUGAUAUCUUUUCUAUUGAAACUCAGUCAGGCUCAAUAUCAACUCGUUCAUCCCUUGACCGUGAAAAAGUUUCGUCCUACAAAUUGAUCAUCCAAGCCAUGGACCAGUGCGAUAUUUUAAAUGACAGAAGAUCUUCCACUUUCACUCUGUCCAUAAAUGUACUUGAUGAAAAUGACAACAGUCCUCAAUUUACGCAGGACAGUUACGUGGUUAACUUACGAGAAGAUCAACAAGUGAGCUUAACGAAAGAGAUUCUAAAUGUAACAGCGAUUGAUGCUGAUGAUGGUUUGAAUGCUCAGAUUUCAUACAGGUUGGCUGGGCAGUCUCAGGACAAAUUCAGCAUUGACAAGUACACAGGUAAAUUGUUUUUGAUUGGUCAGCUUGACUAUGAAGACACACCCAGUUACCAACUUGUCGUUUGGGCUGAGGAUCAAGGAACGCCAUCCAGACGAAAUUCCACUUCUGUUUUUGUUCGUGUGAUUGAUGUCAAUGACAACAGCCCAAUGUUCAAUGAAAUGUCAUACAGUGCAUCUAUUGAUGAAAAUGUGGUUAUUGGCACAAGUGUUGUUCAAGUCCAGGCUGAAGAUAAAGACAGUGGGAACAAUGGGCUUGUGGUUUACUCUGUCCUUAACCCCCCAAAGCUGUUUCCAUUUCAAAUUGACUCGGAGACUGGCUGGAUUAAAACCUCUGGUCAGGUUGACAGAGAAACUCAAUCAAUGUACACCUUUGUAGUCAAAGCUCAGGAUAAAGGAGACCCACCUCUGAGUGCCACAACAACUGUGGUUAUAACUCUGAAAGAUGUAAAUGACAACUCCCCAGUAUUUCAGAGAAGGAUGUACAAUGCAUCUAUAUCUGAGGAGGCACUUAAAGGUGAACAGGUUAUAAGAGUGUUGGCCACUGAUGCAGAUGAAGGUGACAAUGCUAGGGUGACCUAUACGAUUGAUAGAGGCAAUGACAAAGAUUCAUUUCAGAUAAAACAGACCCAGGGAGAAGGCAUCAUCUCAGUCAAUAAGAAACUGGACGCCAGGGACCAGAACAAAUAUAUUCUGACCAUCUCUGCUACAGACAAAGAUGGUAAGAGUGAUACAGUUCUUGUCUACAUCGACAUCCUUGACACCAAUAGGUUUGCACCUGAGUUUCAGACCAACACAGGCUACAGCUUUGAGGUCAGUGAAGAUGUGGACAUUGGAACUUCUGUUUUCUCUGUUGUGGCUAUUGAUAGGGACAGGGGUGAAAAUGCCAGGAUCACUUACUCCUUGCAGGGCUCUUCAGUUUUCACUAUAGAUCCAGACACAGGUGUUAUCAAAGUACAACAGAAGCUGGACAGAGAAACCGUUCCUGCAUACAUGCUCACAGCUAUUGCUACAGAUAAUGGAAAACCUCCUUUGAAUGAUAUAGCAGAGAUAGCUGUUACUGUGAAAGAUGUCAAUGACAAUAAGCCAGAAUUCCAGAAGAAUAAAUAUUUUGGAAAAGUUUCUGAAGAUGCACUUGUGGGUACGAAGAUUCUGAAUGUCACUGCCAUAGAUAAAGAUGAUGGUGUCUAUGGGCAGGUCAAGUAUACAUUUGAUGGUGGUAAUGAUGGCAAUGGGGCUUUUAGCAUUGACAACCAAGGAUGGAUUAGACUUGCUAAGCUUGUUGACAGAGAGACCAUUGCAGCAUAUGAUCUGGUUGUAGUGGCUGUGGACUCUGAUCCAAUUAAGCCUCAAUCUUCCUCAGUGGUUGUACAUAUCGAUGUAGAUGAUGUGAAUGACAAUGCCCCUGUUUUUGAAGCAUCUACCUUUACAGUUAAGAUUGAUGAGAACAGUCCAAUAGGCUCAACUGUGGCUGUUAUCAAAGCUGAUGAUCCAGACGAAGGGGUCAAUGCCCUGGUAGUGUAUUCCAUAGCCAGUGGUGCAGACUCUGAUUCCUUUGAACUGGCCGGACGUCCUGGUGACCCUGCCAUCAUUGUCACUCGCAUCAAUUUGGAUUAUGAAAGCAACAAGCAGUCGUAUGAGAUUGUCCUCAGAGCUGCCUCUGGAACUCUCAUCUCCACCGCAAAGAUCAUUAUUCAGGUUCAGGAUGUCAAUGACAAUCCUCCAGUUCUGGAAGAUUUCUCUAUCAUCUACAACAAUUUCGGUGGGUCAUUUCCUAUUGGGCCCAUAGGCAAAAUUCCAGCAUUUGACCCGGAUGUUUCUGACAGGGAUAAAUUAAUCUACAAAAUUCUCUCUGGCAACAAAGCUGACCUGCUUUACCUGAAUGAGUCCUCAGGUGAAGUGACCUUGGAUCCUAGACUUAAUUCAGAUGUUCCUCGUACAGGUGUUUUUCAAAUGAGCGUGUCUGACGGAGUGUCAGAGGUGAAGGCGACAUGCCGUCUGUGGGUGCGUUUGGUCACCUUGGACAUGCUGCACAGCGCAGUGACCAUACGGCUCAACAAAAUGACCCAAACUGCGUUUUUGUCGCCCCUGCUCAAAUUUUUCGUGGACGGCCUGGCCAGCAUCCUGGGCACGGACGAAAGCAACAUCUUCGUGAUCAACAUCGAAGACGACACGGACGUCUCCGCCCAGAUCCUGAACGUCAGCGUGUCCGUCAGGAAGGGCAUCGACACUGCCCAGGGUCAGACGGUGGACGUGUUCCACACCCCGGAGUACAUCCGCGAGGUCAUCUACUUGCAUCGCUCGCUGCUGGCCAACUUGUCUACAUCUCAGGUCCUUCCCUUUGAUGACAACUUGUGUUUGGUCGAGCCCUGCACCAAUUUCGAGAUCUGUCGAUCACUUGUUAACAGUGGCGAGGCCAGACAAUUCAUCUCCUCCAGGACUGUCUUGUUCCGACCCGUCCAUCCAACUCAGAUCUUUUCUUGUGUUUGUCCGAGUGGCUUUGCCGGUAUGAACCAGACUAAGAUGUGUGAUACAGAGAUUGACCUGUGCUACAGUUUGCCCUGCCAACAUAACGGUGUGUGUCUCAGGCAUGAGAACGGCUACACAUGUCAGUGCAAGACAGGUUUCACAGGUGCAAACUGUGAGUACAAUAUGACUAGCAUCUAUGACAGUUUGACCUGCCCCUCUGACCAGUGCAAGGGCACAUCACACUGUGUCCCUCUGUCCAGUGGAGGAUUUACCUGUGCAGAUUGCCCACAAGAUGGAUAUCAUGACAUGCAGUGCCAACUGAGGACCAAAAGUUUCAAGAAAGGAUCUUAUCUCACAUUCGCAUCUCUCAAGUCAAGGAAUAGGUUUACUAUACAAAUGCGGUUUGCCACCCAAGAGAAAGACGGGCUCCUGAUUUACAAUGGCAGGUUUAAUGGGGAGCAUGACUUCAUCGCUCUGGAGAUUGUCAACUCACAAAUCAAGUUUUCAUUUUGCCUGGGCUCUAACGAAACAACCUCUGUGACUACUAACAUCAAGGGGGGCGUCUCCAAUGGGGAGUGGACAACGGUCAAAGUGGAGUAUGUUACAAGAGUGGCCACUAUAUCAGUGGGGGAGGACUGUGACCCAGAGAUAGCUAUCAACUUCCAAGACAAAUUGGGUCCGUAUUCCUGCGCUGUCAGAGUCAAGCAGACAUUGGCUGAUGUGUGUAACAAUCCCAUCAAAGAAUGCAAUCGUUUGCUGGACCUAACUGGACCUCUUCAGGUUGGUGGUAUGCCUGUCAUGCCCAGCAGUGGUCAAGUGGACAACCAGGACUUUAUCGGCUGUAUCUCAGAUCUGUACAUUGACCACAAGCUUGUGGACCUCGACUCGCCCAUAGCAGACCAUUCGACCAGCUUAGGAUGUCCCCCCAAAGAACUCAUGUGCCAGUCUGCUCCUUGUAAGAAUGGAGGUACAUGUCGUGAGGGCUGGAACACUUUUCUCUGUGAUUGUGUGGAACGAACUGGUGGUAAAGAUUGUAGUCAGACUAUUGAAAUGUCCCGCACUCUGAAAGGUAAUGCCUACCUGACCUACAGCAAUCCAAGUAUCAUUAGGUACCCUUGGUUCAAUGGUGUGGCCUUCAGGACCAGGAGCACCAGUGGUGUCAUCAUGCAAAUUAUGUUGAACUCUGGAGAUGUAACCAUACAGAUUGUUGAUGGAAUCCUACGCUACAGCUACUUAAACGCCAUCUUCACCCUAAACAACGUUCGUGUGGACGAUGGACUUUGGCAUUACUUUGAGGUCCGUUGGCUGGACAAAGGUUCCAUAGAUAUGUUCUUGGACUAUGGUCAAUAUGAAUGGAAAUAUAACACGUCCACGUCAGUGAUGGGUAAAGAGAUACAGCUAGUAUAUGUGGGAGCCUCUCGAGACGGCAACAAACCAAUGGAGAAAUUUUUCACAGGUUGUGUCAAGGACAUGAGAGUUGGCAACACUGCCCAAUCCUUCUUACAAAAUCCUAAUCCUAGUGACCCCAAUACACCAGUUGGAUGUCAUGGUGACCCAGUUUGUCCGAUGGGGGAGUGUGGUGUUGGUCAAUGCUUAGAUGAGUGGAAUAACCACAGUUGUCAAUGUCCUCCAGGCACCACAGGACCCAUGUGUUUAGAGAUAUGCUCCAACUACAACCCUUGUAAGAACUGGGCAGAGUGCAAACAGCCCGAGGCAGGAAAAAACACGUACAGCUGUGAAUGUGGUGUUAGGCAGAGCGGCAAGUACUGUGAGAACCAGGCCCCGGCAACUUGCCCCGCUGGGUGGUGGGGUAAAACAGAGUGUGGCCCCUGCAACUGUCAGUCAGACAAAGGUUUUGAAGAGAGCUGUAACAAGGAGAAUGGAACAUGCAACUGUAAAUCCCUGCAUUAUCUCCCUGUGAACAGUGAUACUUGUUUCCCUUGCGACUGCUACAAGCUUGGCUCCAAGGACGUCACAUGCAACCCUGUGACUGGCCAGUGUGGUUGCUACGAUGGUGUCAUAGGUCGUCGGUGUGACAUGUGUGACAGCAUCUUUGCAGCAGUGAGCAAAACAAAGCAAAAAGUGAAUGACACAGCAUAUCAAGAAGUUGUCACGUGUGUUGUGUUCUAUGAGGAAUGUCCCAGGAACCAUGCUGGAGGGAUCUGGUGGGAUCAAGUUCUGUUUGGUCAAGAAGCCCAACAAGAUUGUCCUGAUGGUGCCACUGGGACAGCAAGAAGGAAAUGUACAGAGAAACAAAGUUGGUCUGAGCCAGAUCUAUUCAACUGCACAAGCAAUACUUACCUUCAGUUUGAUGGCCAGGUGAAAGCGUUUGAGUCUGGCAACAUGAGCCCAUACAUUGCUGACUUCACUUUGAGUAAACUAAAGAAUAUCUCCUACACCACCACACCAAUCUAUGGUGGAGACAUCCUGAUGGUCUAUAGAUUUACUAACGUCUCACUCAACUAUGAGAUCUCUCAGACUGGACUCAGUAUGAUCAGUCAGCAGUACAGGGACUUUGUGCAGAAACUGUUGGUAGCUUUGAGCAAUGUGACCAAUGAGAAGUACAGCGGUUACUGGCAGCAGGUCGGGAAGAUGACAGGUGGCGCCACACAUCUGAUGAACUUGUUUGAGAAGUUUGUCGCCAAGACCGUACAGCUCCUGCCUCAGGCUCAGUCUGGUACUUAUGAGGCUGUGUCUGAUGAUAUGGUUUUAGGUGUAGACUGGCUAAACCUGUACAACUUUUCUGGAGCCACUGUCCCUAAAUAUGACAACAAUGUCAAGAGAGGUUCUAUUGACAAGGUCGCUUCUGUCACGUUCCCUGCAUAUUUGUUUUCUCAGCCAGUCUCAGGACCAGGCUCUGGUUUUGAUGUCUCUAAAGCUUACUUUGGCUACGUUGUGUACAGAGACUUUGGUAAACAUGUCAGCAUGAACACAGAUGACACAAUACGACGCACAGGACGUCCAAUGACUGUCAACAGCGCCAUUAUGUCGGUGGUAGUUUCUGAGAAAGAGAACAUAACUCAGGGCUAUAUCAAGGAUCCAGUUAUUUUGACCUUGAGACUGAUGUUACCGAACAACAGAACCAACCUGUAUUGUGCGAGAUGGGUGCCCAGUGCAUCAGAUGACAAGUCUGGCAUUUGGACGGCUGCUGGCUGUAAGACAAGAAACACCAGCUGCCGAGUGACUGUCAGCUCUGACCACUGUGAAGAGUUCUACAUCACCUGUGAAUGUAAUCACCUGUCAACCUACGCUGUCAUCAUUGACGUGGCUGAUGGCACUGCCUUGUUACCAGCUAUAAUAGACAUGGAGGCUAUAACCUAUGUACUGACAACUCUGUCUCUGCUGCUACUGCUGUUGUCAUUCUUUGUCCUGUUCACCUUCAAGAGACUCCAGUGCAACUGGAACAGCAUCCGCAUCAACAUCAUCUUCACCAUCUUUAUCGUGGACCUGGCCUACGUCAUUGGAAUCAAUAAAACAAGCCCAGAGCUUUUCUGUCGCUUGAUCGCCAUUGCCUUGCAUUACUUCUACAUGGCAUGUUUUGCCUGGCUGUUUGUUGAGAUGCUUCACAUUUACAGAAUGCUGACAGAGAAACAAACCAUCAACUAUGGUUCAAUGAAGUUCUACUAUCUACUGGGUUAUGUAAUACCUGGCAUAGUUGUAGGCCUGGCUGUCGGACUUUAUACAAAUGCUUAUGGCAAUGCCAGUUUUUGCUGGUUAGUGACAUCAGAAGCCUUUAUUUGGAGUUUUGCUGGACCUAUAGCUUUCAUUAUAGUGGUGAAUGUCUUCACAUUUUUGUUAGCCGCUAAAGCAAGCUGUGCAGAAAAAAUUCCAGUUUCCGAUGUAGGCAUAGUCAGGAUGGGUCUGUUGUACUCCAUAUUUCUCUUACUCCUCUUGUGUAUCACUUGGAUCCUGGGUCUACUGUCCGUCAACUUUGGCCAGCUAGUGCUGCAUUACUUCCAUGCCAUCUUGAUUUUUUUUGAAGGGCUCUACAUAUUUGUGUUCUACAUUCUCAUCAACAAGAAGGUUCGUCUCUGUGUUAAGAGAUUUUAUUACAGACUGAAAGGUAAAAAAGUGGAGUUUGAUGAAAACUUCUCUGGGAGAAGCUCCCUGCAUCAUUCUAGAUCAGCUCUUGCUUAUCGCCAUGACUCAUCCCAUGAUGUGGGUCUGCGCAAUAACAUUGGCAUAUCCACUACGUCCACCACCUCGCAAUCCACCAAGAGCAGUCGGGGAGUUAAAGCAGACAAAUACCUCCAGAGUACCAGUAGCUCUACAAGUGAUGGUCCUGGCAUUACAAACAUACCUUAUGGUUUUGAGUCCCCCUUCAAGGAGAAACUUCAAGAAGAUUUGGAAGGUAAAGAUGGUAACGAUUCUGACUCUGACAGUGAUGCCAGUAUGGACAGAAACAGUCUAGAGUUAGCAUCCAGUCAUUCAUCAGAUGAGGAGGAUGACUUUGACAUUGGGCCUGGUUGGGAGAACCAGGUACCUAAAACUAAAGCAGUUGAGAGAGCUUUAGAACAGUUAGAAAAACUCAAAAAAGAGAAAGAGAGAGAGCGUCUGGGACAAAUCAAUGACGAAGACCCACCAAUGGAAUUGAUAGAACACGGUGGGAGCUUAAGGAUCCCAACUUCUCAUGUACCUCGGACGUCAAACCCACCAGAUGUCACUCUUUCAGCUCUACAACUAACCACCAGGCCAGUUCUCCCUCCUUUAAGAACUGACAGUCUACCAUACAUGUCUGACAGUAGUAGACAAGGUGGUAACACAGUUCAAGUGUUGACACACAACGGCAGCAUUUCUUCGGACACAGAAUCCAGUGAAACAACUGCUUGAUAGCAAGGUGCUAGAGUUCAACACUUCAUUCAUGCAAGACUGUAGACUAUGCUGCUGAAUUCCCGCACUGACCUGCACAAUUGUAUAUAUUUUGCCUUGUCCAUUUUUGAGUUUGCAAUUUUUAACAAUGUGAUUUUUAGAUUUAUAUAACUGAACUCUCAAGAUAUUAAAAAAAUUAUUCAGACUUGGUACUUUGUUGAGGAUAAUAGAUAGACCAUCUUCUCCAAUCAUGAACUAUCUUUAGUCCUUGCUUCAUCUCAUCUAGUUUGAAUCAGUCUCACUCCUUGUUGGCCACUAGACUAGCAUCAAGGUUAGAACUGUGUCAUGUUCAUUAAGCAUUGUAAAUAGCCAUUGAGUCGUUGAGUCUAUAAGUAACAUGGUAAGUAAACUGACUUUAGAAUUUAGAAAAGCUUUGAACUCAACAAAAGCAUUCCCUGUGAUGAUGUGUUGAUAUUGUGUUCUCUCCACAUGUAGCACAGUGUGUGUAGUACAAAUGUAGAGUAGCAUCAUGUUCAAGGUUGUAGUACUGUAAGACAGAUCUAACCACUGUCUCUAACAUCCUGUAACCUCAAUACCAAUAAGAACUGAGUAGAGACCCUUGUCUCUUUUUGUAACCAAUGUUGAAGUGAAAGUGUAGAGUGAACAAGCUAGGCCUUCUGUCUACAAGAACGGCUAUCAUGAACAAAUCUUCUUUUUUGAAGUGUUGUUUGUAACUUAUAAGAUAAAUAGUUAUGAAUAAUGUGCUAAGCUUUUUUUUUUCUUAGUUGGCAGUUGCUUUUGAGUUGUCUUUGAAGAUGACAUUAAAAAUAUGAACUCAGCAAUAGAGAAUCUUGAAUUAUUGAUGACUAAAUGCUUCCACCAACUAUGACUAAUUUGUUUUAAAUUGUAAUCAGUAUUUAUGCUGCUUACUAUCAGUGUACUUAACAGUCACAAAAACUUAUGGAGACGAAAUUGUUGAAGUCACAUUGAAACUACUGAGUUACCUACCCUAACCUUCCAGAAUCCAGAAUCAUUGCGAUUUCUCUUGGAUUAAAACAAGAGAGAAAGAAAUGAACUACCCAGCAAUACAAUUUAAUUUAUCAAAUAAGUUUUGUUUUCCUUCACCAUUUCAUGUUUUGUUUUCCUUUGGAAACUUCAUAACAACUAUAGUCUCAUGUGACAGCUCUGAUUAUGCUCAUGUAUAUUUGAAAGCAAUGUGAAUGUAAGUCCAAGGAGGAUAUUGAAAGACUCAGAAAUGUUUCAUGUUGAUGCUACAAUUGUGGUUGCUAUAAACUAAAUUCAAUAAAGAAAUAAAUUGUUUUUUGUUAACGAUGUCCAGAUAAUGGUGUUAUCUGUUUUUAAUGGUUGUGUUUGAAAACAAAUAGUUCCUGUGAAAUCUGUAUGGAAUGUAGUAGAUCAUUGCUGGCCCAGCACCCCCCCCCCCCAGAUGCUUUUAGAUUUUGUAACCCUAUUUUGAAUGUUUUGAUAUACUCUUGUGAUCAUUUUGUCACUUUAUAUUUAUAUCAUUCCCAAGGAGCCUGGCUGUAGUAGCCAUCUUGUAUUGGUUUGGUUUAAAUAUCUAUAUAUACAAAUCAAUCCAUUUUUUGUGUGUGCAUUGUUGUAAAUAUUGUUAAUUAAGAUGAGACUUAAAGCAUACUAAAAUGAUUGUAUAUGCUCAUUGAAUGAAACUAUUUGAUAAUGAUUGUGCCAAUGGAAGAGCAGGAGUUUUAGUUCCUGUUUUUCUUGUACAUUGCCCUCAGUUAUGCAAUUCAGUUUGUAGAGUUCUUUGUUUUUUAUAUGCUUCUAUUGUAUACAUUGUCCAACAAUAUACAGUGGUAGGAAAUAUUCCAUUGUUUUGUAUUUUAGUAAAUAUUUUUAUUUCUCUUUUCCAGGUAAAUUGACCAAAUGUUAUGUUGUUGGUUUUUUUUUAAAUAUCAAUAUAUUUGCAACAUAUCCAUUGAUUUCUUUCAAUCCAAUUGAUUGUCUCUGUUAUGAAUGAUAAUUUUAUAAUCUAUGAUUUACAAAGAUAUUCAUUUCUUUACAGCUCUUCAGUUUUUGAACUCUAUAUAAUUAUUAUUAUAUUUUAUUCCAUCAAAUAAAUAUCUACAGAAAUUCCUUACAAUACUGUGCAAAUGUGGAAAUCUUUACAAUGACAUUCAAAGUUUGCCUAUUUGUGUAUAUACACUAUUUAUAAACCUUGAGCUUCAUGUUGAAUGUGAACUGACCAAAUGUUGAAUGUAUUUAUACAAUAAAAUGUUCUGUUUUUAUAUUAUUUUGUA